AUGGCGGCCGCAGGCUGCGUCUUUCACAGAGCCCUGAGCAGGUCCCGAGCCGCCGCCAACAAGGCGUCCUCGUCCCCUGCUGUGGUCUGCAGGGAGUUCCUGUUUGUGGUGGAGCUGCAGCGCUACAGCAGAGACCAGGGCUCUCCGGUCUACUUCCCCCAGGCCGUCCUCAACGGGGCCGACCUGUACGACGUCACGCUGACGGACGGCGACUGCAGACUUCAGGUGACUCUGGAUCCGGGUCUGAACCGGCUGGUGGAGAGAAACGUCCUGCAGCCCGGACAGACGCUGAGGAACGCUGCCUUCAGCUCCACCAUGACCGCCCCGCUCCCAGCAUGCACCGGGGCCGGCAUGCAGACGGACAGCUACCGGCUGGUGAGCGUGGACGUGGCAGACGGCGGUCCAGGUGAGGACGGAGACGGGAGGACGGGUGAGGACUGCUGGGAAUCUCUGCCCUGGUUUGGAUCCUCAGGAGCUACAGCAGGUCCUCUGGUUCCCCUCAGAGCCAAUCGGAGCGUGUUCCUCCCUCUGUGGAACAACGUGGACUACAGCGGACAGGUGUGGCGGGAGGCUCCGCCCACUGACGAGGACGAGGACGAGGACGAGGACGAGGAUGAAGAGCAGGAAGGACGACGUCCGACCGUCACCGUGUCCCGGCUCAGAGACUCCUUCCUGUCUGGUCGCCGCGGCGCCAUCCAGCAUCAGCUGAUCGUACGCAUCAUCAACAAGUCGCACCUGAUGUAUUACGGGAGAGCGGACAGGAACUGCGAGUGCCCAUAUAAGGCCGUGUUGGAGUUGUGCGACCGGACAGGAAGUGUGUGCGCCGUGUUGUGGAACAGCGUGUGUGUCAGCUGGUAUCGCCGUCUCAAGCCCGGUGACGUCAUCAACGUGCGACGCUUCCGAGUCAAGCAGCGUUACCAGGCGGAGCCCGGCGACAUCGAAAUCAGCGUGAACAGCAGGAAUCCUGCCGCUCAGAUCUCUGUCCUCCCAGAAUCCUCUGUCUCACCUGAGUGCCUCCCACCUGCACCCACCUACAGCUUCUACAACAGUCAGCAGCUCCUGGACCGACCUCACAACACCACCUGUGACGUCAUUGGUCUGCUGACGUUCGUGGGACGAUCCGAGCGAAUCAGGAAUGGCAGAGGGGCGGAGCUUCUGGAGUAUCGCUGGCUGCGAUUGGAGGACGGUGCCAGCGAUCAGCCCGUCAUGGUGAAGCUCUUCUCUACAUCUCAGCCUGAGACUCACCUGAAGCUCCACCCAGUGUCGGUGCUGGUCGGUACCAGACUGAUGCUGGUCCGAGCUGCAGACCACAGCUGCUUCUACCUGACCAACACGACCAACACGCAGGUGUACUGCACAGGUCAGGGCCACCACUCACAGAUGAGCUACCGGAGGCUGCGGCCAGUGCGACGCUUCCUGCAGUGGCUGAGGACGCAGGACGACGCCGCGGUGCUGAGCAGGGCUCUGAUUGGAGGAUUCUUCACGUACCCGCCUCCCCCCGUCUCCAUGGAAACGUACAUGAAGGAGUGCAGAGGUGAGCCGGGUCUCCUGCGAGUGGCGGAGCUUCAGAGGGAGCUGGACCAACUCUGUUACCGGGAGCGACGCACCUUCUGUAUCCAGGCAACCGUGACCGUGGUUACCUACAGCCGCCGAGGAGAGGAGGAGCGCUGUUUGUUCUGGACGGACCGACCUUCGUCCUUCUCUCCAUCCUCCUCCUCCUCACCUCAGCUGUCCUCCUCCCUGCCCUCCACCCCCCGAUCGUCCAGACCUCCUCCGUCCUCCUUCAGUCCAACAUCUGCAUCCUCAGCAGUCAGCCGCUCGACACCCCGAACUCCCAUCCAAACGGCAGGGUCUUGGAAGAGGAAGCUGCUGCAGACUGACACUCCAAAGAAGAGGUGA
Messenger RNA from Stegastes partitus (bicolor damselfish), 1899 nucleotides. RefSeq lists its product as uncharacterized. Lineage: Eukaryota; Metazoa; Chordata; Actinopteri; Pomacentridae. Gene Ontology annotation, molecular function: single-stranded DNA binding. The record is from RefSeq and is a predicted model, not a curated record. The coding region runs from base 1 to 1899 and encodes 632 amino acids. The transcript has 15 exons.